Drosophila willistoni is the source of this 823-nucleotide messenger RNA. RefSeq lists its product as uncharacterized. The coding region runs from base 129 to 584 and encodes 151 amino acids. The transcript has 2 exons. Gene Ontology annotation, biological process: positive regulation of voltage-gated potassium channel activity; sleep; regulation of synaptic transmission, cholinergic. The record is from RefSeq and is a predicted model, not a curated record. Lineage: Eukaryota; Metazoa; Arthropoda; Insecta; Diptera; Drosophilidae.
UUACUUGCUGGCAUCACCGUGUUUUGGGCGUGUUUAGCAUUAUUGUUUUUGUUAAUUAGAAGCGUUUUGAAAACUAGUUUUAAUUGUUUAAAAUAAAUAAAAGCAUAGAAUAAAUACUUCUUGACAGAAUGAAGACACUGGAAAAAUGCGCGCUGGCAGUGCUGUUCAUUUGCUUCACAUUGCAAACAGUUCAAGCCAUCAAAUGUUGGGACUGCCGCAGUGACAACGAUCCCAAAUGCGGCGACCCCUUCGACAACAGCACACUGGCCAUCACGGACUGUACACAGGAACACGAAUUGGAGCAUUUGCCCGGAGUGCGACCCACGAUGUGCCGCAAGAUCCGCCAAAAAGUUCAUGGGGAGUGGCGUUACUUUAGAAGCUGUGCCUACAUGGGUGAGCCUGGCAUUGAGGGCGACGAACGCUUCUGUCUGAUGCGCACAGGCAGCUACAACAUUUUCAUGGAGUACUGCACCUGCAACAGCAAGGAUGGCUGUAAUGCGGCCGGACAACAUCGCUUGGGAUGGCUUCAGGUGCUCACCGGAACGCUGGCGACUGGCCUUGUGGCCUACUUCUUGAGGCAGUAGUAAAACAAUGAUGCGCCAUCUCUAACUAGUUUAUUGUGCCUUAAAAACUGCAAUCUACGUACAUACAUAUCUAUUACUAUCACUUAAAUCCAAAACUAAUGGAAAAUGCAACUCAAUUUCCGUCCAAUCUUCUCUAAUUCCAAAAAUCCCACUCAAUAGUUAAGCUCAAUGUUGUAAUCUCUCUAUUUUUAUACUCUUCCUUAGUUUAAGAAACAAUUUACAAAUUUUUAUUGUAAUCA